This is a messenger RNA of Lottia gigantea (owl limpet), 516 nucleotides long. RefSeq lists its product as hypothetical. The record is from RefSeq and is a predicted model, not a curated record. Lineage: Eukaryota; Metazoa; Mollusca; Gastropoda; Lottiidae. The transcript has 2 exons. Bases 1 to 516 code for a protein of 171 amino acids. Gene Ontology annotation, molecular function: ubiquitin protein ligase activity.
AUGAAAUUUCAUCAUGUUUGUGGUGAAGCUGUGAGGAUAUCAGAUGAUUACAAAUCAGCAUCCAGAUCUGAUCAUAGUUUUAGUCAUGGAAUAGUUUUCUGUGAUGCACCAAUAAAACUUAACCAACAUGUUAGUUUGGAAUUGAAGUGUACCUCAUUAUGGAGUGGUGCUCUACGUAUUGGUGUUACAUCGCAAAAUCCGAACACCUUACACUCCAGUGACCUGCCUAAAUAUGCUUUCCCAGAUUUGGCCCAGAAGGAAGGUUAUUGGGUUCGACCAGUUAAUGAAAAUGAAACAUUUACAGGAAUGAAGAUUAUCAUAUAUAUUAAUGCCAUUGGUCAAUUACAUUUAUUUAUGAAUAACCAACAUCGUGGGGUGUAUAUAUCUAAUCUACCAACCAAUCAGAAUCUCUGGUUACUAUUUGAUUUGUAUGGAACAACUAAAGCCAUAACAUUGGUUCCUUCAGUCAAUGCAUUUAACUCAGAAGUGGUUUCAACCACCAACCAAUCCCAGUAA